Kazachstania africana CBS 2517 is the source of this 1086-nucleotide messenger RNA. RefSeq names its product palmitoyltransferase ERF2 (gene ERF2). The record is from RefSeq and is a predicted model, not a curated record. Gene Ontology annotation, cellular component: Golgi apparatus; endoplasmic reticulum. NCBI's taxonomy places the organism in Eukaryota, Fungi, Ascomycota, Saccharomycetes, Saccharomycetales, Saccharomycetaceae. Gene Ontology annotation, molecular function: protein-cysteine S-palmitoyltransferase activity. The coding region runs from base 1 to 1086 and encodes 361 amino acids. Gene Ontology annotation, biological process: peptidyl-L-cysteine S-palmitoylation; protein targeting to membrane. The transcript has a single exon.
AUGAGGAUCCACAGGAGGUACACGGUGCAUUCAGAUCCACUGGCCAAUGGUGUGACUCCAGGUAGUACGAAAAUCGGCUGGUUCAAGCUGUUUUUCAGAUGGGUUGUGACGAUUGAUGGAGAUGAAGAGAUCAAUGAAGGAAAAGGCUACAUUUCACUUCCUCAGGUAACAAAUUAUAUCUUUUUCCUUGGAGGUAGAUUUAGAACGCUCAAGAAUAAGAAUCAAUUGCCAAAUUUCGUUCUUUUCGCAAUAUUAAUACCAUUAGUACUUUUCUCCAUUUUUGAAACAAAUCAAAUCUGGAGGAAAGGGUACGGUUACAAAUCACUAGUGGUAUUAUACUACUAUUUCAACGUCGCUUGUUUAAGUUCCUUUAUCACCACAGCGACCAUGGACCCUGGUUGUCUACCAAGAAAUAUACAUUUGAGUCAGGUGAACGACGGUAAAUAUCAAAUCCCACAAGAGUACUAUAAUCUAAUUAAUUUACCCAUUACCAGAGGAAAUCCCAACGGUGAUAGUAUUUUGAUGAAGUAUUGUCGAACUUGCAGGAUAUGGAGGCCUCCAAGAGCGUCCCAUUGUUCAAUCUGUGAAGCUUGCGUCAUGACGCAUGAUCACCAUUGCAUUUGGAUAAAUAAUUGUGUGGGACAAAGAAAUUACAGAUAUUUUGUUACAUUUCUAAUUAGUGGUACAUUAGCUUCUAUUUUUCUACUUGCUAAUUGUGCUAUACAUCUUGCAAGGCGCCGAAGAUCUAUUUCAGAUAUGCCAAUACCUAUAACGAUAACACUCAUCAUAUACGCAUCUUUGGCAAUAUGGUAUCCAUUAAUCUUACUCGCGUAUCAUGUGUUCAUGACAGGCACACAACAGACGACAAGAGAAUAUCUUAAAAAUAGUUCAACUAGUAAUAGAAGAAAUCCAAUUUUCCAGAAGAUCACCAGAAAUAAGGGCAACAUUUACGACACACACUCCUUUAUGGGAAACAUGGUAUCUCUGGUAUGUCAGAGGAGAGGACUCAACUUGAUGGACCCACGAGAAUAUCACGAUUCAGGUGACUGGAGGUUCAUUAACUUCGAGAAACAUAACCAAUCAUAG